This is a messenger RNA of Porites evermanni, 5596 nucleotides long. Lineage: Eukaryota; Metazoa; Cnidaria; Anthozoa; Scleractinia; Poritidae. The record is from the annotation of a GenBank genome assembly.
AUGGAUGUCAAAACGGCAAGGGAAGUGGCGACGUCUAAUUCAUUGGAAAGAGAGGACCAGGGAAUUCUGAAAACAUCUGACAGCAAAGCUUCACAGUUGAAACAGAAGGAACUUAACUCGGAUGUACAUCAGAGGAGACAAAGAGCCCCGCGAAGCCAAGGAAGAUUUCAGUCUAAGGUCAGUAAACUGAACUCAAGCAGAGUUUCUUAAUUUGCUUCAAUAUCAAUGCAAUUAGUUGUUGCAUGAUCGGUUGUUUAUUUAGAAGUCAUUAGCUGUAUGGUAAGGUCCAACAUCAUAAAACAUUAAGGCGAAUUGGCCAAUUCAAAUGGCUAUUAUUAUAUAGUUUUUCGACCAGUUGUUGCCGCUUCAUUUCAAAACAUAGAUGAAAGUAUGAAACUUUGUUCAGUGUCAAAACACGAUCGUCUUUCCUUCUUAGCCGGCCAUGACCAUUUUCGGUUCUAGCUGUUGUUCUUCCUACUGGAGCUGUUUUUGGGGGACUGUUGCGUUUUUCUAAUAGUAUUUGUAAAUGAAGUUUUAACUGAAACAAAAAUUAAGCAUUUGCUUUUUAAGUCUUGAAAAAGUAAGUUAGAUAAAGUUUUCCACAACCGCCUACUUUACAAUUUUGGCCUAUUAGUAAAACAAAAGAAAUACCUUUAAAAAACUCAAUUCAGCCUCAAAAAGAGACUUCCGAUAGAGAUAUCAGUACAAGCUAUGUAUUUUUGUGAACACUUCAGACAAGACGCCCAUCAACAAUUCAGAGGUUCUAAAAACGGGCUUCUGCGUUGAAACGUUUUUCAGUAUGAAAUGUUCACCUAAGUCGCUCGCGAUGUUAUAUGUAAGGAUUGGUUGAAAAGUGAUGUGAGGGAAUUGAAAAAAGUACUCAAAUUCAGUAGAUGCCAGUGCGUGAAAAGGGUCACUGAAACGGUGUUAGCAACCCAGAAAACGUUGGACAUUCUUUGACGAUGAGUCACUUUGGCAUGGAGGUCGACUUAAACAACGCAUCAAAAGCUUGUUCAAACAGUAACGAUUAGAAAUCAUGUAGUACUGGAUAAAAUCUUUCAUAAUUUGUCAGGGAGAUAAAGCUUGAAUUUAAAUUUUGAUGUGCGGGCGCUUUGCGUAUAUUAGUGCUAGCUAAUCGUACUCUUUUGUUGUUUAAACAGUCUUUACUUAAUAUAAAGGUGGUUCAAAACUUUUGACAAAUUCGAGGAUUAGCGAUGAGCCUACCUGGCGCCUAUUUUAAAUGAGGGAUUAUUUAAUGUUUCUUUCUUUUAAUCAUUACAAACAGUAAUUAAUUUUCUGUCAAAGAAUGAUGUGAGUAUUUUGAUUUCACCAGCAAAUAAACUUGUGGACUGACUGUAGCGUCAACCAUUUGAGAAAUUUAUGACCAAAAAUUACAUAAGGAGUGACCCAAUCACAGUUUUGUUAAUUUCGAGGUCAAUAAGUGCCGCAGCAAAAGGCUCAUACUUGCGGGUAAUUCACGAAUAAGAAGCUUCUAAGACUUUUGACAUUCCAGCUAGUAGCAAAAAGUUACUAUCAUACGUCCAAAAGUGACUCAGAAACUUGGAGAUGAGCUUUAAGUAAAAAAUAUAUCGUAAAAGUUCACAAAGUUUAUAAAACGGUCGCCGGGGAAGAGGGGAAGAAAGAAGUCAUUAAAGAGCAAAUUGUAAGCCACUAACUCACCGUUAUAAUCAGCCAAACGCGGAGAUUGCAUAUUUAUAUAACUAAUGUACCAACAUUUUUCUCUAAAUUUGCUUUCUUUUAGAAGAAAGGUACCCUUAACUCGCCUAAGCAACAGAAAAGCACAGCAGCAAAUGCAAUGCAGUUGACACCAGAUUUCCAUUCAAAGACUGCUGCAACUGCUGAGCAGAAGGAAAGUCAGGAAGAAGAAAGGUAAGUUUGCAUUCUAUUCAUAUGUUUCAAGGACCCUGGACUUGUAAAUGGUAACUUAAGCUUCGGCUUCUUGCCGGCGGGUAGAGUUAUAUGUCCAUGCAUAUUCCUUUCUUUGUUUUCUGUUACUUCUCUCUUUUUAGCAAUGCAACUUUUUAUCUGAUCUGUGUUCCAAUAUUUUUCUUCUAUUACCCAUUUUGUCUCAAAAUGAACGAUAUCUGGUGCAAGAAUCCAACUGACUUAAAAAUAUAGACUUCAGAGUCAACAAUUUUAUCAACUUGUAACGAAUAAUGUACACAUGAAUAGCUUGUGUAUUGCCUCCGACGACAGGAGAACGCAUACCUAAACUCAACCCGCGAGAGGUUGUGUUUGGGUCAUGUACCGGAAACGGAACUACGUCAUAGACCUUAGGGCUCUCGUUCCCAGAGCAAGUCGUUUGUUUUCGCUUGCGAAUACAGCCGUCUCUCAUAACAGCAAGAUACCUCCUGAAUUCACAGGCUACCCUUUUUUAAGACCAAGAUUGUUUUAGAGAUAAAACAUAGUUGUUUAGAAAUGCUACGGGGGAAAACGCCGAAGUCUGGUCCCUCCGGCCUACUUCAUUAAUUAACACUAAGAACGUUCUAAAAAUUUUACUCGGGUGAUAUUUAUUAACAUAUAGCUUCAAAAGCAUUGAAGAUCCUGCGCGGAUAUCUCGGCCUUGAUAAAAAAUGUCGCUUUGUCAAACAUUUCCCCAAUUAAGAUCGUCCCCAUGGUUCACUGAAUGAUACAAACCUCUUCACUUGGUGAUAUAGUCUGCAACUACAAUUCCAAAGGUAAACAUUCGGACGCACUUCUCACUUUAUCCCAGAUCACCUGCUAGUUAUUAGUGGUGUAAUCUUGGAGGUGUGUGUGAUUGCUCGUUUUGGAUUGAUCUCCUUAUCUAUCAAACAUCAGAGUUGUUUCUUUUUUCCAAAUUAAAAGAGCUUUAGAUUCUAAGACGUGGACGACCACGAGUACGAGAUUUCCUCAAUACUAGCUAAUACUAAGUAGUGCUAGCGCGUGAACCAGCGUCAUUUUGGCGGCAAAACGUGGUAGCCGGCGUCAUUCUACUACGAGUUUUAGCGAGAAUGUCGUACUGGCGGAAACGAGUUAUCAAAUGUUACAAGUUUUAUCACUUUGCGAUCGGGAGAGGGCUAACUUUUCUGGUGCUAACUUUUCUGGUGAAUCAAAAGUACAAUGAAACUUUCCGGGGUGUCUAUUUUUGAGAAUAUGCAAAAAAAACUUUAUGUCAAAUCUCGUACUCGUAGGCGUUCUCGUCCUCGAAUCUAAAGGUCUCUAUACUUUAUAGACUUAAUUGUUAUGUUAUAGUUAAUCAUAAUUUUUAACAAUUAUUCCUCUCGCCUUCAUGGGCUCUGAGCCAAUAGCCCAUGAGGGCGAAAGGAAUAAUUGUUUUACUAAAAUCCAAAAAUAUAGAGAAUAAAAAAAUUUUAGCUAGUUAAAGCUAGACUUUAAUCCUUUUUUGCCGCCAAAAAUCCCGCGCUUUUCGCUAAUAGUAGGCUAUAACAUAUAGCCUAGUAGUAGCUCAACCAAUCAGAACGCAGCAUUGAUAAUAGACCACUAGUUUGAUUCUACUGAAUUCAUUUAUUCACGACCUUCAAAAUACUAAGCUGUAAUAUUUAGUUUUUUCUUAUUAUACUUUAUUUAAAAGCUACAGUGUAUACUACCAUGGUGACCGACCUGACAUUCAGGCAGCGAAUCGUGAAGCUAAUUGUAGGUUUCUGUUUUUAGCCGCAGCCAAGACAGCCCGAACGACAGAAAAGUGGAAGAAGAAUAUCAAGAUAUCUCCGGAUCAUUGUCAGUACCUACUGUCUCAGUGUCAAGUGAGAUGUUGGAAUUGGCCCACGACAAUCGACCGGUUGACGAUUCCAUUCCCAAAGAAGAUGUACAGCACCUGUGUGAUCCGACUACUGGCGUGGAAAAAACUGAAAAAAAUGCUUCUGGUGAGAUAGAAAAUCGAACGCAUUUUGGUGCUAGAUCCACUUCACCUCCCAAACUGCAUUUCAAUCGCAUGAACGCUGUGAAAAGAACUGUGACGAAUACUGCAGAAAAUUCAAUAACUGGGAAAUCUAAGGAAAUAAAAGAAGGUGGUAAAUCAUCAAGAGAUUUUGUCUCAAGCAAUCUUAAAAUGCAUAAUGGAAGCCCUCGCCUUCAACGUGAACAAGGAAGAUCAGAUAGUGGGAACAAAAUGAAGUCUACCAGGCCAUUCUAUCCAGUGCCAAAGAAAGAGUCUGUCUUAGAUAAUCAAGCAGGAGAAGGACGACAAGCCAUUCAGGCAGAAGGCUGGAAGGAUCAAGUUCCUGAACAAGAACAUAUGUACGAUAAAACUUCAAGAACUCAUUUAUCUCCAAGAAUGCAGCAUAAAAGCCGCAGCCCAGUUCUUCAGCAUUCCGCAUGCCAGCGUGGUCACAUCGAGAAGAGCAUUGUCACACCUCGGCUAAGCCCAAGAUUACAGAGACAUUACUGUAUACAGAUAGAAGAAGAGGGUUUUCGAGCUCACAACCAGGCAGCUAUUGAAUCAAAGCAAAACGGAUUUGUUAAGAUAACAAAGGAAGGUUUUGGCGUUGAAAAACGACCAAGAUCUCCUUCAUCACCUAACUUGCGAGUGAAUAACAGGCCUGGUUUACGUGGAAGGAGUUGGUCGCUCACAAACCAAAUGCAACAAAUUACUGGCGAAGUUGAGAUCAACAGUUUGAGCACAAGUCCCAGACGUACACCUUUGAGGAAAAAAAAGGAUCUUUCAAAGCCUGAAAGCUUGAACACUCAAGCUUGGGAGACAGAAUGUUUUUCAAAAGAAAAAGAGAGGGUUUGUCUUAGCAAUACCAAAGAAAUCAGUGGGGCUACCUCUCCCAGUCCACAAUUGAAACACAGAGGGAAAAGCAUGCCUUUCUUAGAUUGUAAAGUCAGCCAAAUUGCCAUGAAUUCUAGAGAUCGAAUAACAAAGAAAGACCAAGGAAACAAUGGCCAAGCAGGAGCUAUCAGUAAAGGACCUAAAAUGCUGCAGAGAAGAGGUUGGGAGGUUCCAAAUUCCUUGCCUCAAUCCGAAAAGUUAGAGAUGCCAGUUGAAGCUGCGGAUCAACACAAAUGCCCAAAUGUCACAAUAGCAGUUGUUGAAAGCGAUGGUGACAAUGAAAAAGUUGGUUUUUCGGACAUCGAAGCUCAUCUUUCACUUCCUGUGAAUCAACCAAACAAUCAUUUGACGGUUAUUAGCGCCAGGCCACUGCAUCGACGAUCCACUGGAGAUAUACACGAAGCAUGUCUCAGAGAUGAGUUACCAGUAAACUACUUAAAUGGCUAUGAAAUGAGAUCUUCUCCCGAAAUGCGAAGAUUAAGCGUCAACAACAGAGCUUCUUCAAUGUCAGAGCUUCACGAAUCAUCUAAAGAGAAAAAGACUUUUUCAAGCAUAACUGCUUUCAAUCUAACGACACAAAAUCCUGCAGGUCAUAAGACUGCGGUGAAAUUUCGAGAAAUUACGGAACCGGUAAGAAAAUCGAAAUGGUUUCAUGCGCUGACAAACGUGGUUAACUUAAACUAUUUUCAGGCUGCCAUGAUGGAAAUCCAGAAGCAGAAAGAGCGAGAUAAAGCUUCAGAACAAAAUCGACCAUCUAUGGAAAAAACAUUCGAGGAGAUUAAGAACUGCAGGUAUUUGAGAGUACCGGAACACUAUCAGUAA